AUGUCUCAAGUUGAUCUUAUCGGAGCAUCACAUUCAGUCUCAACAACUGGUACAGCUGCUGCCACAGCUGUACAAUCACCUCUCGGUGGUCGUGUGAAAAAGAGUGGCAAACUCGUCAUGGAAAACCCAAAAAAGAAAUUCUUUCAAAAGUCAAGUUAUAAGAGAUUUGUGGUGUUGACUUCUAAAAAGAUUUUAUGUUUUAAAGAUAGUGAGAAAGUUGAAAAGAAACCCGAAGAUAAGAUUCCAUUGAGCAGAUUUUCUGCCAUUGUAGAUAUUGAUAAUCACAAGGGAAUGCAAAAUUCCUUUGGUAUUCGAACUGCUCUUCCCUCUAACAGUCCCUAUCUCGAUCAAGAGAGUGUAGCAUCGAACAAUGAUGAUUCACCAACAUCUUCAAGUUGUAACAAAACAUUUUGGUUCUUUGCUGACAAUCCCGAAGAACGUAAAUCAUGGAUUGAUACCAUUACCAAUAUCAUUGAAGAAUUGAAAGAGUCACAAACUCAUCUCCAUCUUAAAGUUGUGAAAUUGAUCGAACAACAAAAUUACAAUGACGUUCGACAAUUGAUUCUCAAUGGAGAAUACUCCAAGAACGCCUCUUUACAUUUCACAAAAGAAGAAAAGAGUACAGAUAGAGGCACCAGAAGUGCUUCGAUUGCACCUGGUUUGAGAGAAGAGGACUUGAGCGAUGAUGAAGAUGAAGAACAAGUGUUGACAACUGAAGAAAUUCGUCAAUUGACUCAAAUGGGAUAUCACGACCGAGACACCAUUUUACAUAUUGCUGUGAAAAAUCAAGAUUUAAAGCUUGUGAAAUUCUUGUUAGAGAGAGAUGUCGAUUUUAAUAAGAGGAAUAAGCUCGAUCAAACAGCAUUGCAUUUCAUUCCAAUCUCAAAUGGACCUGGAGUGUUUGAUCCCUCUUUAGCAAAUCGAAGUGGUAAUAUGGAAAAUUCUGGCAUUCCUCAAUUGUCAUUUACUGGAAGCAAUGAUAACAGUGCUUCAAAUUCUUCACCAAGAAGUGGAGGUGUUUCUCCACGUGGCAUUUCUCCUCGUUCUGGUGGUAUUUUGAGACCUCGUGACGAGUUGCUUCAAAUGAUCCUCGAAAAGAAAGAACAAAGAAAGAUCAAUAUUAAUCAGUUUGACAAAAAUGGAGGUUUCACAGCUCUUAAUUUGGCUGCUAGAGAAAAUGAAAUGGAUCUUGUCACCAAGUUGGUCUAUGAAAAUGCAGAUCCAAAUUUGGAGAAUGAUGUGGGGUGGACUCCAAUGCAUUAUGCCAUCUAUAAUCAAAACUUGAGAAUGCUUGAAGUGUUGACAAAAAGAGGAGGUGGUAAACUAUUGGCAUGUUCUAAGAGAUUUGUUGAGCCUCAUGAAGAAGAAGAGGUUGCUAAAUAUGGAAAUAUCAAAUUAGAAGAUUUGAAAAAGUAUGGCAGAAUGAGUCCACUCGACAUGAUUUUGAGCAUGUUAGCCAAUGCAACUCGGAAGUUGAUGAACGCCUCUCUUUUGAACUCUUUCAACGAUCGAUUGGCCACUCCAGGUUACAAAUCGACACCAGUCAUUCCAGGAUUACAACAAACACAGCCAGCUCAAUCCGUUCUCCAAACAAUUAACAACAAUCCAAGUUUGUCCAAGUUAUUGAGCUUGGCAAAAACAAUUCUCGCUGACAACACAUCCACAAGCCUUUCUUCAGAAGAUCUUGAAAAUCACUUGAAGCAAUUAUCCUCCGAUGAAAAUCUUGAUUUAUUUAUGGAUCACUUGUUUGUGGCGAUUCAAUUUGCUGAGGAGAUUUCAGUAGAAAAGUGCAAUUUGAUCCUCAAAACACUCACUGAAAAGGUUCCAAAAAUCGUCUUGUCUCGUUUCGAUGUUGGAAGCACAGUUUCUGGCAUGCAUUCCUCCACCACUUUUAUUCACAUUGCUAUUCGUGCCAAGAACUCUCAAGCACUCACCAUUCUCCUCAAUAAUCCAACAUUGAGUGCUGAAGAGUUGAAAAAUAUUGUCAAUGAAUGUGAAAAGCGUGCUGCUGAUGGAGCUGAGUAUACUCCUCUUCAUAAUGCCAUGUUGCAUGCUCCUGCACUGACUGGAGUUUUACUUGACUAUGGAGCUGAUUGUCACAAACGCUCUGGAAAGGAUUUACCAAUCUUUUUAGCUGUACAAUGUAAAGAAUUACCUGGAGAUGUUGGUGCUCGAAUUGUUCAAGCUGCUUUAGAUAAGAAUGAGGAAGAAGAUGUUCUCAACUUUAGCAAUAGUUUGGGACAAUCUUUAUUGUUCUUCGCUUGCCAAAAUUCACAACUUGAGCUUGUGAAAAAAUUGAUCGAAAGAGGUGCCAACAGUGGAGCGAUCACCAACGGUAAUGAAACUGUCUUGUCUGCAGCUGCCUAUGGUGGUAACUUGCAAGUGAUGGAAUAUUUGAUUGAUGAAUUGAAGUUAGAUCCAAGUGGAAGCUAUGAAGAAUUGUACACUGAAAAUUCAUAUCCUCCAAUUCAUGCAGCAACUAAGAAUGGAAAUUUGGAAGCUGUGAAAUUAUUGGUUGAGAAGUAUGGUGUUUCUGUGAAUCAAUCACGACACGACUUACAAAUGAGACCAAUUCAUUUGUGCUCUAUUAGUGGAAAAUUAGAUGUUGCUCAAUAUCUUGUUGAGAAGGGAUGUGACUGCACCGUAACCAUCAACACAAGAGAAGAUAAAUUACUCACUCCUCUCCACUUGGCUGCUGGUUAUGGUCAUCCUGAAAUUGUCAAGUUAUUGGUCGAACAAGGAAACUACAAUGGACAAUUCAAACCAGAAAAGGAAGAUUCACCUCUGAAGGUUGAUCUUAAUUUAAUCAAGACACAAAAUGGUGUCACAUCUCUCGAAUUGGCUAUGAAACGUGUUCAACUAAAUGUUGUCAAAUAUUUGUGUGAAUUGGGAACAGUUUCUGAUGAACACACACUUCAACUUGCCAUUCAAAGUAACAAUUCUGAAAUUAUUGGAUGGGUAGAAAAGAGACUAGGAGGUAAUGAAGAAAAGAAUAGACAUUUGAAAAUUGGAUCCUUUGAUGCCCUAGGAUUGAGUGUUACCUCAGCCACUCCAAAGAGCCCUCAACAAUAA
Molecule: messenger RNA, 3072 nt
Organism: Naegleria fowleri
Lineage: Eukaryota; Heterolobosea; Eutetramitea; Acrasida; Naegleriidae
Exons: 3
Coding region: 1-3072 (1023 amino acids)
Molecular function (GO): protein binding
Source: RefSeq, a predicted model, not a curated record